Eucalyptus grandis is the source of this 2492-nucleotide messenger RNA. Its product is annotated as MACPF domain-containing protein At4g24290. The transcript is spliced from 7 exons. Lineage: Eukaryota; Viridiplantae; Streptophyta; Magnoliopsida; Myrtales; Myrtaceae. Bases 468 to 2252 code for a protein of 594 amino acids. Gene Ontology annotation, cellular component: plasma membrane. Gene Ontology annotation, biological process: plant-type hypersensitive response; regulation of salicylic acid mediated signaling pathway. The record is from RefSeq and is a predicted model, not a curated record.
UCUGUCAUCCGCCCUCCACCCACUUCUGCUUUAUAAUUCUCAUCCGGUGGCCUUGUAAGGUUUGUAUUCUAAUAAAUUGCGAGGACACCUCCCACCCAUCUCAUCAGUUAGCUAGAAUUUCGUUUUCUUUAAUGCGACAAAAAAUAUAAAAGAACAGCAGAAGAAGAAGAAGAAGAAGAAGGAGAAGACGAGGCAGGGGCAGAAAGAAUGGAGGGUUCUACUGCUUACCACCGCAUUUGAGCGUUUGAUAUUGGGACUGCUGACUUUGAUACAUCGAGAGAGGCGGAGGCUGGACUCGUUCUUCUCGGCGACUUUUUGGAAGCCUUUCUUUUCUUGCUUUCGCACAUGACCAACUGACGCGGGCAGGCCGAAAACAGAGAGAGGCAGAGAGAGACGGAGAAACAGAGAUUACCCAGAAGCGAGAAGCGAGAAGCGAGAAGCGUCCCACCACCUGAUAGGGUAAGGCGAUGGGGAGCAAGGCGCUGGAUGGGGCGAGGGAGGCCGCACGCUCCGCCGUGGAGGCGAUGGGGCAGGGGUGCGACUUGGCCAUCGACCUCAGGCUCAGGUACUGCAAGAAGUCGAGGCUGGUCAGCAUCACCGACGACCCCGCCCGCCGCCACACCAUCUCCAUCCCCGGCGUCGGCAUCUCCAUCCCCAACGUCCCCACCACCGUCCACUGCGACAAGGGCGAGCGCAUGCGCUUCAGCUCCGACGUCCUCUCGUUCCAGCAGAUGUCGGAGCAGUUCAACCAAGGGCUGUCGCUGACCGGGAAGAUACCCACCGGCCAUUUCAACGCGGCCUUUGACUUCAGGCAGGGAUGGCAGAAAGACGCGGCCAACACCAAGACGCUGGCCUUCGAUGGGGUGUUCAUCACCCUCUACAACAUCCAGUUGCGCAAGUCUCAGCUCCUCCUCGCCGAUCAUGUCAAACAGGCCGUCCCCUCUUCUUGGGAUCCUGCAGCUCUCGCCCGGUUUAUUCGAAAGUAUGGUACCCAUGUUAUUGUCGGUGUUAAAAUGGGUGGGAAGGAUGUAAUUUAUGCCAAGCAGCAGCAUGCAUCCCCUCUUCAACCUGCAGACGUGCAAAAAAAAUUGAAGGAAAUGGCAGACAAACUUUUUAUUGAUGGAGCUGUGCAGUACAGGGAAAAGGGACGUGGGCUAAACCUCAUGGAUACAUUUCCAUCCAGUUCUUACUCUCAAAUGGAGGUGCAGGACAUCGUAUUUGAUUGCAAACGUAGAGGUGGAAGCACUAAGAAAAAUCUACCUCAUGGCGAGUGGAGUCAAACUGUUAUAUACGAACCUGAUGUUGUCUCAAUGACAUUGAUCCCAAUCGCAUCAAUGCUAAGUGGUAUUCAUGGAAGUGGAUAUUUGAGUCAUGCGAUUAACCUCUAUCUGCGUUAUAAACCACCCAUGGAAGAGCUACAUCAGUUUUUAGAGUUUCAACUUCCGAAGCAGUGGGCACCUGUAUUUGGGGAGCUUGCCCUUGGUCCUGACAAGAAGCAACAGAGCAGUGCAUCUCUUCAGUUGAGCUUUAUGGGUCCAAAGCUCUAUGUUAACACAACUCCGGUUGAUGUAGGCAUGAAGCCAGUCACUGGCCUUCGGUUAUAUCUUGAGGGGAAAAGAGGCAACUGCUUGGCGAUCCACUUGCAGCACCUUUCAUCGUUGCCGCAGACCUUCCAACUAGUGGAUGAGUCAAACGGUCACUUCUCCAAUCCUUCAUCGGACCGUAGAUACUAUGAGAAAGUUCAAUGGAAGAGCUUCUCACAUGUUUGCACAGCUCCUGUUCAGUCCGAUGAAGAUCUCUCAAUCGUCACAGGGGCCCAUUUUGAAGUGGGAGAUUCUGGCUUGAAGAAAGUUUUGUUCCUGAGGCUUCAUUUCUCAAAAGUUGUCGGUGCCACAGUUGUGAGACAAGCAGAAUGGGCUGAUUCCCCUGCCUCACACCAAAAAUCUGGCAUUAUCUCGACUUUGAUUAGCACUCGUUUCUCGAAUGGUCAGAAACAACCUCCCCCCAAACCAUCUGAUGUGAACAUUAACUCUGCAGUCUAUCCUGGAGGUCCUCCUGUGCCAGCUCAAACGCCUAAAUUGUUGAGGUUCGUUGACACUACAGAGAUGACCAGAGGGCCACAGGAUUCGCCCGGGUACUGGGUUGUAUCAGGAGCAAGGCUCCAAGUGGAUAAAGGGAAGAUAUCACUUCGAGUCAAGUAUUCUCUUUUGACCGUGAUAUUACCUGAUGAAGAGGCAGAUACGGAUUUGUAGGUUCCUGUCUGUUUUUUUCCCUGUUCAAUACAGAAUGUUUCCCCAAGCCAUGGGGUUGUACUUUAGCUUACACGGUCGAUUAUGAAUAUGCGAGCAAUUCAAUUAGGAGAUUGAUGUGCGUUGUAUAUAGAUUAUUUACAUUGCUUUAUGUAAUUUUUCUCCGAUACUUUUGGCUUAUUGGUAUAACUAAUUGUAAGUUAAACAUGCGCAAAGUCAGAAACAAUGAUUGUUUACUCUUCA